Molecule: messenger RNA, 525 nt
Organism: Penicillium paradoxum
Lineage: Eukaryota; Fungi; Ascomycota; Eurotiomycetes; Eurotiales; Aspergillaceae
Exons: 4
Coding region: 1-525 (174 amino acids)
Source: RefSeq, a predicted model, not a curated record
AUGCUCCCUGCCUGGUUCCCACCGAGCAGCAGACAGCUAAUGCUGCUUUUCUUCGCAUUCCUGUCUCUCACAUCAUUAGUCGCGGCAUCCACACCAACCUCCUUCUGCAAGUGUACUUGUUUCUCGAAUAGCACCAUCAUCCCCCUCAAUCCCGCUAAGUCCGAAAGCUCCUCCGGCAUCGGUCAUGUCCUCCGCUUCUACGAGGACACCUCCAGCCCUGAGCUUGAACAUACCGAUGAAUAUAUCAAACGAGCUCGGAAAUACCGACCCCUGAAUUGCAAUGAUUGCAAUCGCAAAUUUUGUCUUGAUUACGAGCUACCGACAUGCAAAGGCGCCAAGGAGGAAGACGUGUAUACGACUUGCUUCCAACGCGAUUCACGAAAAGAUGAGGCGGUGGUGUUUAUUUUCAUUUUCGCUACCGGUGGGCUCCUGGCCUGGGCUGCCUGCAAGCCAUGGAUUGAGCGAUAUGUUGAGGCCGCACGAGAACGCAGGUCGUAUAUUCCCGUCGCUGAAGCUGACCGCUGA